Messenger RNA from Brachypodium distachyon (stiff brome), 2041 nucleotides. RefSeq lists its product as uncharacterized. The transcript is spliced from 6 exons. The coding region runs from base 131 to 1687 and encodes 518 amino acids. The record is from RefSeq and is a predicted model, not a curated record. NCBI's taxonomy places the organism in Eukaryota, Viridiplantae, Streptophyta, Magnoliopsida, Poales, Poaceae.
UGCAAAUGUAAAAGGGACACAGCCAGGCACAGACCCCCUGCAUCCGCGACACUACCCAAGCGAGUUCCUCCCCCUCCCCCGCACUCGGACAAAUCGGCGAGAGCGCGGAAUCCAGGCGCGCGCGGGCGAGAUGGGCGCCGGAAGCAGCCGCGCCGACUCGCAGUCGCGCGGCCGGCGGCGGAUCGGCCUCGGCGUCGCCGGGUGCUUCUGCGGGGGAUCUUCCUCCGCGGCGGACGCGGCCGGCGACGGCGGGGCGCUCGUCGCGGCCGCCUCGGCUUCCUCGUCGCGCUCUCACCAGGUAGAAUCUCGGCAAGUUGAGCGAGCAGUGUCUAGGCUUGAUUUCCGGGCUUCUAUGGCUGCUAAGGAUCUUCGCAUCUCCAGUGAGCCAGAUCAAAGAGUGCAUCCGUCUUCAAGCACCAUAAGUCACCAUCUCAGAUUCAAUUCUUUAGAGUGCCAUGACAACAAGGAAGGUGAGCCAGGAAUUCAAAAAUCUGAAACAAGUGGUCUUGAGAGUUCAUCGGGAAAAGAUGCCAUGAUUAGAGGGAAUUUCAGUGAUGAAGGUAGCAAUGCUGAGAGAACAUCUAGAGAGCUUGUAGAACAUGCCCCUCAUAAUGUUCAUAUCAACGCAGUUUGCAUUACAGAAGUUGGUGGCUCCAUGUCUCAAUCUGAUUUCCAUUCCUCGCUGAUGACAUCUGAGAGGAUCAUGUCUGACUUGGAAGACGGAGAGAUAACUCUCCACAGGACUUCAUCCGCAGCUGUUUUGUCGAGUGAAAGAUCAGAUAUUUCUCAAUCUAGCUUAGCACCUGUGUUGCCUGCUACUUCAACUGCAUCAUCCAUCAUUGGAGAAUCAAUUCCAGAUGCAACUCCUAGCAGAGCAGAUAUUCCCAUACCCAGUGGGUCACAUGGUCAGAUUGAUGGAAGUACAUUGCAUGAUGACAUGAUUAGCAUUUUCUCAAAUGAUGGCCCAGGACGCUCUAGAGAUUCCAGUAGCAGUGAAACAAGAAGGAAUCAUAGAAGGGUUCUAUGGGAUUCAUUUUCGAGACGUGGUUCUAGAGGCUAUCUAGAUUCAGACAGUGAUGAUCUGGGAUUUUACACUAGAUGGCUAGACCUUGGUGAUGACCUUUUCGGAGAUGAGGUUGAGGAGGCACGGUACUUUCAUCGCAGACGCCAUGGAUCAAUCAGAUUAAACCAGUAUUCAAGAUCCAGGAUUAGGGAGCAUCGUCGUGCUAUUUUCGAUAAUGGCAAUGGACAAAGUACUGCUGCUUGUCCUUUGGGGAUUCACCAAAUUGGCAGAUGCACCUGUGAUUCUUUCUUGGUCGCUGAAGAAUCUAGUGCCCGAGCAAGUAUAUCAAGAAUUGUCAUGUUAACGGAGGCAUUGUUUGAGGUAUUGGAUGAAAUUCAUCGGCAGCCCGCAUCACUUUCACUGUCCAUGGUCUCUGUUCAAGCUCCAGAGUCUGUGGUCAAUUCAUUACCAUGUAAGAGCUACAAAAAGCUUGAGACAGCCCAAUGCAGUGCUGAUUUGGAACAGUGCCAUAUCUGCUUGACUGAAUACGAGGAUGGAGAUCAGAUAAGAAGUCUCCCGUGUAAGCACGAGUUCCACUUGCAGUGUGUUGACAAGUGGCUCAAAGAAAUACACAGGGUGUGCCCGUUGUGCCGUGGGGACGUCUGCGAAGGUGGCACCUCUUGAAGACCUUAGCACACUGGGGGACCCGUCCUGAAGGUGCCCUGUUGAAGAGCAUAGCACCUAAAUUCCCUCCUGCAGUGUUGCCGUUGCUGAAGCUGUUUGGUCAGGCAUUAGCCGAUCCUGUCAUCCAGACUUCCAGAGAGCCCCCCGUACCCUUGUCCUGAUAUACUGGUCAAACCUGUGACACCAUGCGUUGAUUCAUGUCAAGUUCCCAAAAUAUAACCAAGACUUGUAUAUAUCUUUUGUAGCCUUUCCCCUCAUGUUUGAUAUCAUGUACAUAUGCGUAAAUUCUAGAUCCAGUUUUAUUCCCCGGAACAUGUGCAUCCAAAGCCAAUCAAUUGGUAUUAUUCAUCGCUC